CGGGAAAUCCAUUUACCUUGAGCCGCAGCCACAGCUAGCCCGCCUACCGCUGACGAGCCUAUCUAGUAGGCAGGGAUCAAACGGGACGUGUUUAAGAUGAAUAAAUACAGUCAACGUUUAAUACCUGUCAUGUGCAGGUAUCGAAACACCAUGGUGUAAAGUAGCACGCCAUUAGUUCCGUAGAGAUUCUUGGAUCAUAACGUGUCUUUGGUGGUCUUUUGAAGCAAAUCGUCCCAUGUUAUGGAAGCGACGCGGAGAUCAGUCUGGCGGGCUGUCAUCACUUUCAUAAACAAGCCUGCUGGUCUGGUAGAUAUCUUUCGACAUUGAGACAUUGACGCAAUCAUGCCGGGGAAGUUGAAAGCCAAAAUUGUUGCGGGGCGCCACUUGCCCGUAAUGGACCGAGCCAGCGACCUUACCGAUGCAUUUGUGGAGGUCAAGUUCGGUAACACAACUUUUAAAACGGAUGUCUAUCCCAAGUGUCUAAACCCGCAGUGGAACUCAGAAUGGUUCAAAUUUGAGGUUGAUGAUGAGGACCUGCAGGAUGAGCCACUGCAGAUCACAGUCCUGGACCACGAUACAUACAGUGCUAACGACGCCAUAGGGAAAGUGUACAUCGACAUCGACCCCUUGCUCUGCAGCGAGGCAGCCUCCGUCAUCUCUGGCUGGUUCCCAAUCUACGACACAAUCCAUGGUAUCCGAGGAGAGAUCAACGUUCUCGUCAAAGUGGAUCUUUUCAACGACUUGAACCGCUUCAGACAGUCCUCGUGUGGGGUCAAAUUCUUCUGCACUACGUCUAUUCCGCUGUGCUAUCGAGCUGCCAUGGUCCAUGGGUUUGUGGAAGAGCUGGUGGUGAACGAAGACCCGGAGUACCAGUGGAUCGACCGCAUCAGGACCCCCAGAGCCUCCAAUGAAGCCCGCCAGAGACUCAUUUCCCUCAUGUCUGGGGAGCUUCAGAGGAAGAUCGGGCUGAAGGUAUUGGAGAUGGGCGGGAACGCCGUGGUGGGCUACCUGCAGUGUUUCGACCUGGAGGGCGAGUCAGGCAUUGUGGUCCGGGCCAUCGGUACAGCCUGCACGCUGGACAAACUCAGCGCCGGGGCCAAUGCCAACGCAUACACGCACCCCAACACCGCCCCGGCCUCCAACGCCUGCAACUCCCCGUCCAAGGACAGCAAGGAGCCUGUGUUCAGUGAGGACCCGCCCACGGCCCUCGGCCCCCUGACUCCCCUUCGAGUGCUCCCCUCCUCCUCUCCUCCCCCCUUCUCCUCCUCCAAGCCCUGCAGUCGGCAGUCCUCCUCAUCUGACACUGACCUCAGUCUGACGCCCAAGAUGGGUAUGGGCAGCGGCGGCAGCGUGGGCAAGGAGGCGGGACCUCUGAAGAUGCUCCUGAGACAGCAGACACAGACCGCCCUGGAGCAGAGGGAGUUCCCCUUCUUCACCCUGACCUGCUUUCCACCUGGCUUCCUGGUGCACGUUGGGGGAGUGGUCAGUGCGCGCUCGGUCAAACUCCUGGACCGCAUUCACAACCCUGAUGAACCGGAGACCCGGGACGCCUGGUGGGAAGAGAUUCGCCAGGAGAUCAAGUCCCACGCCAAGGCACUGGGCUGUCACGCUGUGGUGGGCUAUAGCGAGAGCACCAGCAUCUGCGAGGAGGUGUGCAUCCUCUCCGCGGCAGGGACGGCCGCCAUAUUGAACCCUCGCUACAUGCGCGAGGGAUGUCUGGACAUCGGCAGCGGUGACCACAGGUUUGACGAGCCGUCGCCCCCUAGCUGUGGCUUCUGCCACAUCCCCUACGACGAGCUCAAUAUGCCCUUCCCAGCCCAGCUGACCUACUGCUACCAGUGCAGACGACAGAAGGUUCCUGAUGUUCUAUUCACCACCAUCGACCUGCCAACAGAAGCUGCCGUGUCCGGCAAAGGCUGCCUCAUACAAGCUAGAUUGUGUCGUCUGAAGAAGAAAGCGCAGGGGGAGGUGAACGCCACGUCCAUCUCCAACCUGCUGCCCUUCAUGGAGUACGAGCUCCACACUCAGCUCAUGAACAAGCUGAAGCUGCGCAGCAUGAACGCCCUCUUCGGCCUCCGGAUACAGAUCAGCAUCGGGGAGAACAUGCUGCUGGGAUUAGCCUCGGCCACAGGGGUGUACCUCAGCGCUCUGCCCACGCCGGGGGGGAUCCAGAUCGCGGGGAAGGCCUCGGGGGACCUGAGUAACGAGCAGCACGUCCUGAGCAUUCAGAAGCGGAUCAACGACGCCAUGGCCAAGAACAAAGAGAUGUACCACAUCAACCCUCCGAAAUUAUUUGCCUUGGACCCAGAGGUGUUCCACGGCAUAAACAUGGAGCUGAGCGAGGAGGCAGCGGGCUCGCCCAUCCCGGAACCCAAGCAGCGCUCCCGGCUCUUCCGCUCUCAAUCGGAGAGCUCGGACGAACUCUCUGAACUGGACCUCUCCCACGGCAAGAAGGACGCCUUUGUCCUGGAGAUCGACGACACCGACGCAGUGGAGGACAUCCACUCCCUCCUGACUGAUGCCCCUCCCCCAGCCGGCUUCUACAGCUGUAACACGGAGGUGAUGCCGGGGGUUUACAACUGGACCUCUGGACUACAGAUGUUUACGUCAGUGAGGGUCUUACGGUUGAGUAACGCCAAUCUCACCAACCAAAGCCUCAACAAGAUCUUCACUGACAUGUGUGAGAAUCUGCUGAAGAGUCUGUACUUCAAGCUGCGCUCCAUGAUCCCGUGCUGUCUGUGUCACGUCAACUUCACGGUCGCCGUGCCGGAGGACGAACUCAUUCAGGUGGCGGUAACAGCGGUAGCCAUGAGUUUCGAUAAGGAACCGAUCCUGGAGAAGCUCGGCGACAGGGCCGUUUUCAAAGGAGCGGGCGAGAACGAGGACCAGCUGCAGUUCCCCAUGGAGCUCUGCGCCGAGUCUGCCUCCGUCGCCAUCAGCAACCUGACAGCCAAAUUCACAGGUGUCCCAGAGUACGCCGGCGGUCCGUCCAGAGCUACCUCGGUUGAUUACGGUUCCUUUGCAGACAGAUGCAGCACCUGGCUAGAGCUGAUUAGGCUGAAAGCUCACACCAUAAGACGAGGAUCAGUUAAGACAAGUAGGAGGACUCAGUCGCUAGCCCGCUCCGUCUCGUCCUCGGAGCGCUGCAGCCCCCUCCCGGAGGGGCGGUCCCGCUCGCUGCGCUCCACGCGCUCUUCGGGCGGCGGGGGGGGGGGCACGGCGGUCACCGUGGUGAAGAUGACGCCCCUGUCCUUCCUGCCCGGCACGCGGCUCAUCAAGUACCUGGGCAUCAUCAACAUGUUCUUCAUCCGCGAGACCACCUCGCUGCGGGAGGAGGGCGGUGUGAGUGGCUUUCUCCACACGUUCAUAGCGGAGGUGUUCGCGAUGGUGCGUGCGCAUGUGGCCGCCCUGGGGGGCAACGCCGUGGUCUCCUACAGCAUGAAGGAGUGUGUGUUCAUGGAGAACCCCAACAAGAACCAGGCUCAGUGUCUCAUCAACGUGAGCGGCGACGCGGUCGUCUUCGUCCGUGACACGGACCAAGAGGCCACGCCCACUCUGAUCCACACGUCCUGCGGCGGCACGGACGGGCCUACUUGAAUCCCCCCAGAACCCCCCCCAACAGGGCAGGCAACCUUUCCCUCCGUCCAAACACAAGGGAUUCGUCUCUCAAAGUCAACUUCCAAAGGCCAGGGCAACACUCUUUGUCUCUGCUUCUUUUCUUUACCUUUUUUUUUAUCAAAACAUUUGUAUGUGCUCCUGAGGUGAACGUCCUGGACUUCAGUCGACAACGGGUAGUAAGAGAUCUGGCCUACAUCCAUCCACACAGUUGAAAGCCUUUUGGUUUUGACGGCUUGUGUUUUUUGUGUCCUCCAUUGGGAGCGGACACACGAAGCUUCCUUUGCUUGGGUUUCAUCCCCAACGCAGGCCGCUGUCGCUCGCCCGACUAUAAAGGGACUAGAUGGGUCCGUCGUGGAGGAUUCAUUUCAGAUUUUAACCUGCCUGCUCUGGUCAAGAGUAUUAACACAAACUAGAUCCCAUUGCUAAUGGAACUCUACUAACUUGUUCUAGAAUAUUGGUAACUCACAACUGUGUGACAUUGAACUAAGACUGGUCUCCGAAGAUGCUUGUUUACUUGGAGUACACUUGUAAUAAACAUCCAAACAUGCCCCCUUGUGGGCAAAGCGUCGAUCACAUGACUGAUUUGACAUCAUAUGCCAGCCAAUUUUACCAGCCAAUCUACCAUGUUGUGUUCUUUGUCAAAUUGCUUUUACUUUGUGUGUGUUUGGUACAGCCUGCUUAAGUAGUAUCACAUAGAUGCCUCCAUUUGUUCAAGUCUGGGAGCCGUUUGAGUGGGUUCAAGUGACACAGGCUCAUCCAUAUAAUAAACUCAAUGCCUUUAGAUAAUAUUUCAUAAACAUAAAUAAUUCAUUGUACAAUAGAUUCAUUAUGAGAAUAUACGUUUAGAGGAUGCCGACCACUUGUUGAUUUUAACUGUUUGACUUUUGUUGGACAACGUGGAGCAGUUUGUCGCAAUGUUUAGCCACAAAACACUCAAACUGUUAGUGUACAAAUUGGUCCAAAAUCUCUUCUUUUUUUACUGAAAGACAACAUCUCUAUACUACUGAACUAGCCAUUUGUUAAUAUCGUCUGAUGCUGGAAAACAUAUAUAUAUACGGUCAAUAGCCUAAUAUAAUCUAGUCUAUGUGGCGCAAUACAUAUUUUAUUUGAUUUAAAAAAAAAAAGUAUAGUAUUUUUGUAAGAAGAAAUUACAUUGGUAAACUGACUGCUAAUUUUGCAUGUGCAACUAGGUCCUGAUAUUUUGACUCAUAUUGUGUCGGGAAUGCCGGUACACUUGAUUGAUGUUAAAGCAGUAAGAAUUCAAUUUGUGUUUGAAACUUGAAUGUACAUAGAUUGCUUUGUGUUUAGCACCAUGCAGAAUCACUUCAUCAUGAUUCAGCUUGGUUGCCUCUCAAGUCUUGCACAAUAAACUCAUUUGAAUACCA
Gadus morhua (Atlantic cod) is the source of this 5003-nucleotide messenger RNA. RefSeq names its product C2 calcium dependent domain containing 5 (gene c2cd5). Gene Ontology annotation, molecular function: calcium-dependent phospholipid binding; calcium ion binding. The record is from RefSeq and is a predicted model, not a curated record. The transcript has 29 exons. Gene Ontology annotation, cellular component: plasma membrane. Gene Ontology annotation, biological process: positive regulation of D-glucose transmembrane transport; protein localization to plasma membrane; positive regulation of protein targeting to membrane. The coding region runs from base 343 to 3597 and encodes 1084 amino acids. NCBI's taxonomy places the organism in Eukaryota, Metazoa, Chordata, Actinopteri, Gadiformes, Gadidae.